Molecule: messenger RNA, 240 nt
Organism: Knipowitschia caucasica
Lineage: Eukaryota; Metazoa; Chordata; Actinopteri; Gobiiformes; Gobiidae
Source: the annotation of a GenBank genome assembly
AUGGUACAGAAGCUUCUGCAGCGCGGUUGCCACAGGGGGAUGCUGGGGUUUGGGGGCUUGGAGGAGGCUCUGGCUGAUCUGGUGCUCUGUGAUCAGUUCUCCCCUGAACUUGCACUUGUCCGGGAGUUCAUAAAGUCAUGUGCUGAGCUGGUGCUGCUGAUGCUGGGUGAGGUUGGGCGUUCUCCUUUGGGGGCAACCAGCUUGGGGAGCACAGUGACUGGGGGAUGGCCGGGUCUGUGA